GGGAACGGAACUUCCGGAGGGGCGGGGCAGGUGCCGCGGACAGCCAAUCAGUGAACGGAGAACUAGGAGCCCGGCACAGCAGCCAAUCCCGUCGCAGCGGCCUCGGCCUCAGCCGGCGCGGGACAAUUUGAACACCGCGGCGGAGCGCCGGGCCGGCUGAGGCGCGCUCGCGGGCUUGGAGGCGCUGCGGGGAAGCCCGGGACUCGCGGAGGAGCGUGGCGGAGUUCAGCUAAGAAGAUGUCAGCGUUUACUCCAAGGAAAAGGAAGACUCGGAGUUGUGACGACCUGUUAUCAAAGAGUCAAUCAAAGACAUUAGCUUUGGACCCAACUGAAAGCUUAUUUCCAUCAUCUAACAAAAAGAACGUUUGCCAGAGCAGUGAGAAAAAUGAAGAAGACAUGCAUUGCUCGCAACAAGAUCGUUUCAUUUCAAGUCCACUCAAAACAGUGAAAGAAAAUGGAGGAUUGUCCUCUGCCAGUCAGAUGUCACCAUUUAAGUCGGCUGUGUCGUCUGGAUCCUUUUACAACAAAGAUAAGUGGUACCUCAACCCACUAGAGAGAAAGAUGAUGAGAGAGUUCUUAACUUCUCUAAAUAAGAAAGAUGAAUCUUUACCCAACUUGACAGAACAAGUGCAGAAAAAAGCAGCCUGCUCCAAGAAAAGGAGCAAAAAACCACAGAAGAGUUUAACUGCUAAAUAUCAACCACAUUAUAAAUGCACCAAGCCUGUAUCAAAGAGCUCAAAAAAUCCCAAGCCAAAUCGAGUGGCCUAUAAGCGGCUCAUGGAGAAAGAGAACUGUUACUCACUUGGAAGCAGUCUGAACGCUCCUCCUAAAGUUCUAAGUCAAAAGGUCAAACCACAAGCCACACUCCAGGGUGGGGCUGCAUUUUUUGUUAAAAGAAAAAAAUCCUCUCAUAGCAAUUUGCCGUUGGAAAAUAAAUACGAUCUUACCCCAAAUAAGUUAAAAAUGAUUGGAGAUUCUGAUGUAAAGACUAUCAAUGAGAGAAAAGUUGGGUGCUUGAAGGAACUGAACAUGGAGCUGCUGGAUGCAAAAACUGAAAAUAAAGAGACAGUAAUAAAGGAUUUGCCAGAUGCAGUAGUUCCUUCAAAUGAAUGUAAAUCUGAUGAAAAUAAGUGUUUUUCUUCAGAAGAUUCUGUCAGUAAGAAUAAACCAGUUUCUUCUGAGCCCACUGUCUACCCGAUCUUCAGCAUGUCUUCAGCCCAUCUGAAAAGACCAGUAGUUGAAGAACAAUCUUCUGUGGAAUCCAUAUCUACUAACAUCUUGAAACAGAUCAGUACCCAGAAAAGUACUAAUACCAGAGAUACGAAUAAAGAAGUGAAGGACCAGCUCAUAAUUGACGCGGGCCAGAAACAUUUUGGGACCACCGUGUGUAAGGCUUGCGGCAUGAUCUAUACAGCGUCCAAUCCCGAAGACGAGCUGCAGCAUGCUCAGUACCACCACAGGUUCCUGGACGGAGUCAAGUUUACAGGCUGGAAGAGGGAACGUAUCGUAGCUGAGUUUUGGGACGGGAAGAUUAUUCUGGUGCUCCCACGUGACCCAAGUUAUGCCCUCAGAAAGGUAGAAGAUGUUCAAGAACUUGUUGAUAGUGAACUGGGCUUCCAUCAAGUUGUUCCCAGACAGCCGAACAAAACCAAAACCCUCCUCUACGUCUCAGAUGAGAAGAAAGUGGUCGGGUGUUUGAUCGCAGAGCCCAUCACACAGGCCUUCCGUGUCCUGUCUGAACCCACGAGCCCAGGCUCUCAAGACUGUCAGAGGGCUUGGCAGUGUUCUGAUGUACCAGAACCGGCAGUCUGUGGCAUAAGCAGAAUUUGGGUCUUCAGAUUGCAAAGAAGAAAACGCAUUGCAAGGCGGCUGGUAGAUACUCUCAGGAAUUGUUUCACGUUUGGCUGUUUUCUCAGCACUAAUGAAAUAGCAUUUUCUGAUCCGACACAAGAUGGGAAAUUAUUUGCAACCAAGUACUGCAACACCCCUAAUUUUCUUGUGUAUAAUUUUAAUAAUUAAAGCAAUUUCCAUCAGUGGACUGGGGUUGUGCCUCCGUGGCAGAACCCUUUGCUUACAAAUGUCCUGGGUUUAAUCCCUAGCACUGCAAAGGGAAAAAUAAGUCAUUUCCACUAUUAAACAGUUACUAGGCAGUUGAGUUCAAAUAUCCCCAUAGAAAGCACAAACUGCUACAAGACAUCGAUAUGAAAAAGUAGUGAGACAAAUAUAGAACAAAGGAUGCUUGCCUUGCAUGCAACCGACCUGGGUUUGGUUGUUGACACCACAUACAAUCUCAAGCCCCAUAUUCUCUGCAUGCAGGAGGCCAAAGUUCAAUCACUGGCACUGCCUGUGGUCCCCCCAAACACCACUGGUGUGGCCCCAAAGUAAUAUAUAUAUGUAUAUAUCAACAUACUUGAUUUAGGUUUUUUCCUUAUUGUAUUGAAAAGUUAAGAUAGUGUUAAAUUAUUUGGGGUUUCAGAAGAUGGAGAAAUCUUGGAUAAUGUAUGCAUACUACAACCCUCUUAAACCAUUAAUUAUGAAACUAGCUCUAACUGGAAAAAUAAUUUGCUACUUAUUUAAGGAGAGUGACAGCAAGGCAAAAUUCCAUAGAAAUAUCACUUAUCUUUAUAAGCACACUUUGGGUUAAGGUUAUGUACAAUCAGAGGCAAACAAAAUUUAGACACAGGUAAAUAUUUUCCAUGCCCAGUUUUCCAAGAAAAUUCACGGGGGCUGGAGAGAACGCAACAGACUGGAGUGUAAUAGAUAAUUUGCAAUAACUCAGCCUGGUUACAUUUAGAAACUUGAAUUUAUAAAGGAGGGCAAGGAAUGAGCUUAAUGUUUAAAUCUUAAAAAAACAGUCAAGGCUUCCUGUUCACCAGAUUUAAUUAAAAUUCAACAAAAUGUGCCAGGGAGAUGACUCAAGGGUUGGAGCACAUGCUUGGCAUGCUGGAGGCCCCAGUUCCAUCCCUAGCACCACACGGUCCCCUGAGAAUCACUGGGCAAAUACCAAAAAUCUUGCUCAUUCUGAAACAUCUGGCAAAGUGCUGACAGCAUGUAUAGUCACAGAACUAAAGCUAGUAGACAAAUACAUCUAGACUGGUGGGGGUCAAAAGGAAAUGACAUUAUGUAAAUACACCCACAAGUGCACACGUAUUUUUAGUGUGAUUUUUAGGUACUUUGGAAAAAAAUUGUUAUGAUUGUUUUGAUUGGACCCAUUGAACUGCUUUCUGGGAAAUAGUCCCUGGUUGAAACCAUUAAGCCUAGUCAUCUGUAUUCUUUGAUUUGCCUGUGAUUUAAUGUGGUCCCGUGUUUAAAGACUGGUCCCAGAAAGAAUGUAGAAGUGUUAAAAUGUAAUUAUGCAGACAUUUUAAUGCUAUUUUCUG
Sorex araneus (European shrew) is the source of this 3380-nucleotide messenger RNA. RefSeq names its product establishment of sister chromatid cohesion N-acetyltransferase 2 (gene ESCO2). Lineage: Eukaryota; Metazoa; Chordata; Mammalia; Eulipotyphla; Soricidae. Bases 238 to 2019 code for a protein of 593 amino acids. The transcript has 11 exons. Gene Ontology annotation, molecular function: protein-lysine-acetyltransferase activity. The record is from RefSeq and is a predicted model, not a curated record. Gene Ontology annotation, biological process: mitotic sister chromatid cohesion. Gene Ontology annotation, cellular component: nucleus; chromatin.